Messenger RNA from Corapipo altera (White-ruffed manakin), 3060 nucleotides. It is a transcript of the gene AASDHPPT, whose product is annotated as aminoadipate-semialdehyde dehydrogenase-phosphopantetheinyl transferase. Gene Ontology annotation, molecular function: holo-[acyl-carrier-protein] synthase activity; magnesium ion binding. The record is from RefSeq and is a predicted model, not a curated record. The transcript is spliced from 6 exons. The coding region runs from base 40 to 840 and encodes 266 amino acids. Gene Ontology annotation, cellular component: cytosol. NCBI's taxonomy places the organism in Eukaryota, Metazoa, Chordata, Aves, Passeriformes, Pipridae.
GUCGUGGCGGGGCCGGGUGGGCCGGGGCCGUGAAGGGCCAUGGGCAGCGUGCGCUGGGCUUUCCCCUGCGGGGCCUGGCGCCCCCGCCGCCGGGAGUGGCUGCUGGCCGCGCAGCUGGUGCAGCCCGAGGAGAAGGACCGCAUCGGCCAGUUUGUCUUUGCUCGCGAUGCCAAAGCCGCCUUGGCUGGUCGCCUGCUGAUGCGGAAAUUAAUUGCAGAAAAGAUGUGCAUACCUUGGAAUGAAGUACACUUACAAAGGACAUCAAAAGGAAAACCUUUCCUGGCCAAUACUAUAGUCAGUAUCAAUUCGAAUUACAACUUCAAUAUCUCUCAUCAAGGAGAUUAUGCAGUCCUUGCAGCUGAGCCUGAGCUUCAAGUGGGCAUUGAUAUAAUGAAGACUAAUUUACCAGGUAGUAGCUCAGUUCCAAAUUUCUUUCACAUCAUGAAGCGACAGUUUACUGAGACAGAGUGGGAUGUAAUCAAGUCUAUGAGUAAUGAAUGGAUGCAGCUGGAUAUGUUUUAUCGGCAUUGGGCCUUAAAGGAAAGCUUCUUAAAGGCUAUUGGAGUUGGAAUUGGCUUUAACUUGCAAAGAAUUGAGUUUAAUGUAUCCCCAUUGCAGCUGGAAGUAGGACAGGUGUAUAAGGAGACAAAAAUGCUUCUGGAUGGAGAAAAAGAAGAGGAGUGGACAUUUGAGGAAACCCGGUUCGAUGACCAUCAUCAUGUUGCAGUGGCACUCGGAAAACAGACGGGAUUUGUGCAAAAGGAUUCUGAUGAGAGGUCUGGGAAGGAGAAAUGCUUUCAGAAGACAGCAACAGAUAAUGUCAGAUCUGGAAUGCAGUGAUCAGUGUAUUCAUUCAAGAGACGAUUAAGUGAUUUUUGUCACAGCCUGCUAGUACUCAUGUGGGAAAGAUGGUCUUCACAGAGGGAAAUGGAAACAGUGAACCAAUCUGAACUUGCUAAACUUGUAUGACACCUCACAAAGUUGAUUUUAAUGGGGGACUGUCAGUGUGUGUAUCCCGGAGCAGAUCCAUUGCUCAAACACCAUUAUGACAAGAUAACCCUUGAGACAAACAACAACAACCAGCAGAUGGGAAGAACAGCAGUGUUAGUCUUCAUUCCAUGUGGUGUCUAUUGAGAGAAGGAACAAAGCUACUUAAAAGCUUUUCAGGAUUUUCUGUGCAAUUUAACAAAGAUCUCAGUCAUAAAAUAGCAAUAAAAGUCAAAAUUAAGGGAGAGACAGACUGGCAAGUUGUAGCUGAAAUAGCCAGACAAUCAGAAAAGGAGAGUGUGACAAAUUACCAGACUUCUUCUUGCUCACAAGAAAAUGGGUUAGUUGUUUUCUGUUAUUUACAUACAAAGGUUCUACCAGGAACUAGAAAAAACGUAGUGUAGGAAUGGAUAAAAGUAUAGAAGUGGUAAUGCACACGUCUGUCAUGGUAAUAAAGUCUGUCUGUGUUCAUGAAUAACACAAAGAGGCAGACCUUUUAACUAGUGUUGGGUAGGUUAAAAAGAAAAAAGAGGUAUAAACUGCCUUUGGGGUUUUACUGUGUUAAAUCAGUGUACAAAUACUAUUUUAAGAAAAUACAUUCUUUCUACUAGACAGGACAUAUUUAAGUUCCCAGUAGGAUGGCAUAUCAUUCUUCUGACAGGAAUACUGAUAAAUGCAGUCUGAGAUGAAAAGAAGAUGGUCAUUAUUUAUAAAGACAGCUACCUAAGUAUGCUACAAAAAUCCAGGAUUUUUAAGUGUUGACCUUCAUCACCACUGUCACAUGCCUUGAAGUUAUCAUAGGAAGAAUAGUAAUGAUAUCAAGAAUUAUGAUGAGAAAUCUUUGAAUCAAGAGAAGUCUCAAAGGCAUACUUGUCCACUGACUAGAUUUCUGAUGGCCUGAAUUUCAUUAUCUCAGUUCACUGAAAAAAGGUCGUUUUAAGCAGGACUACUGAGCAUCCUAUGACUCCCCAAAAGAAAAAUUAAGUGAAAAUUUAUAUACUAUUGCAUUGUACCUUUUUAGACCUCCUUCUAACAGGAACAUGAAGGAAAUGAAAAUUACCUUCUCUCUGUGUAACAGAACUGUAAAAAAUGAUUUUGUUUUAAAUGUCUUGCUAGAUGUGUUGAGAGAAAAAGUUGUUCAUCCUUGUUAAAUACGUGCAGUUGUUCCAGGAUGUCAGUGUUUGAGUUUGUUCCCCCUCUACAAUCACAGGAAUAAUUCAUUAUGUCCUGUUUGCAGAACAUGUACGUUCAGCUUUCUUCUUAUACUGAUAGCAAGUACCUACAAUGCACAGGAAAGACCAAUCGUUACAUUAAUGUACUAUAGUGAAAAAUCUCUAGUGUCAAGAAUCUUUACAAAGUGUCUGCUAGUGACUGCUAUAUGCUUUAAGAAACAGAACAUGUAUCUGCAGUGUUUACUGAGAUCUAGACAAUCUAUGGCAAAUCUCAAUGAAAGAGGGCUGAAUUUAUUAUUCUUUAUAAUUCCUUUGUAGGCUAUAAAAUAUCUUUUUGUCUGUCACUUGCUAAAUUUCACAAGAUUUGAGAUGGAUUCAGUCAGAACACACUUGUCUUCAGAUAAGCAUGCGCUGAAGUUCAAACUAGAUCUGUUAACAUCUCCUUAGCUCUGAGCCUUAGUUCAUGUUUGGUAUGCAUCUGUGAUGUCACUUACAUGGCUCUAGGCACAGUUCCUUCAGUUUUACCUCAUCUCCAAAAUGUCAGAUGAACAGGAAUGUCUCAACACUAUGUAAUUUGUGUAAGGACAUAAAGUGACAGCCAGCUCAAUAACUUCUGGUUUCAGUCUGUAUUGACAACUUAGAGUUUUUCUGUGCAGUUACAACAAGCAAAACCCAUUUUGUUGUCUCUGCAUUUAUUCCUAGCAGUAGCUUACUGCUCAAACACUGAAAUGGAGAGUAGACCUUUUUGCACUUUUACCUAUUUACUGACCCACCUUUAUUGAUGUGACAGAAAGGGACAACAAAAUCCUCAAAAUAGACCUUAGAUGGGAUCAUCUGCAGCACUGGUACGUGAGCAAGAAAAGGCCUACAAAGUACAAUUAUGAACAAAUUCCCCAACCUU